Molecule: messenger RNA, 3036 nt
Organism: Ochlerotatus camptorhynchus
Lineage: Eukaryota; Metazoa; Arthropoda; Insecta; Diptera; Culicidae
Product: ATP-binding cassette sub-family G member 1
Exons: 12
Coding region: 854-2662 (602 amino acids)
Biological process (GO): transmembrane transport
Cellular component (GO): membrane
Molecular function (GO): ABC-type transporter activity; ATP hydrolysis activity; ATP binding
Source: RefSeq, a predicted model, not a curated record
CAGGUCGACUCGAGUGGAUCACCGCUAGACGUUCGUUGGCUGAGGGGGUGGCAGUGUACUACUAUUACUGAACGUCGCCAAUAAGGAAGAUUCUUUGCGCGGCCCGUUCAUUUCAGUUUCAGUUCUAGUGCGUGCGUGAAGGCGUCCGGACGUGCCUGAUUUGUAGCCUGUUUGGAGCUUAUCGGUGGUAGAUUCUAAGAACAAAGACUUGGCGGUCGAUCGUUAGAGUCGGUAUUGUGUGUGAACGGAAGAAAAACGCGUCUGGCGUCCAGUGUGUAAAUUGAAUUCAAUUUGAAUCUGUUUACCGGCGUGUCGCUCUUACAAACGUGUUUCAGUUGAUUUUAAUUCAAUUUGGUCACUCGCAGGGUGUUUGCAAGAAUUAAACGUCUGCAUCAACGGACAAGCACGCGUGCCUUGAUGGAACUCUAAUCUGUUUUAGAUCGAAGGCCAACAAUAAUCUGCAGUAGGCAGCGAAGAUCACGAUCCACCACGAUUGAUAGUUAGUAACUGAUUAGUUCCCAUAAUCAGCAGUAGUAAUAAAUACACCCGGGAAGGCGUAACGUCGAUAUUCGCCACCGUACGACUCUGAGGAGAAGAAUCAUGCAAACCUAACUGACGGCAAUCAAAGGAUUGUGGAAAGUGAUUUAAAUUGGUGCCUCCGGCCGAAGUAGUGAUACAUAGUUCCGCACUGAUGCAUUACAGGAAGUGUAUCGUGAUGUGCUAGGAAUUUCCGCCGUGUUUCACCUGUUGUGCUGGGUAAAUUUGCCAAUAAAAAGUACCGUGCUGUUAAGCACGCUCCGGGGGUAUUCUUGAAAGUGUAGAUUUGAGCAGUAUCAACACUACCAUAGCAAAAAUGAUGGAUAUCACGUUCGAGAACAUUCAGUACAACGUGUCGGUGGGAAAGAAAGACAAGAAAACCGUCCUGAAUGGCGUCUCGGGAAAUUUCAAAUCAGGCGAGCUGACGGCGAUUAUGGGCCCUUCGGGAGCUGGGAAAUCCUCGUUGCUCAACAUUCUCACCGGAUACACGAAAAAUGGCGUCAAAGGUACACUCAACAUCGGGCGCACCGUCGGAAGCAAUAAAUUGUGCAGCUAUAUCCUGCAGGAGGAUAAUCUGCAUCCGUUCUUCUCCGUCCAGGAAAUAAUGAUGAUGGCGUGUGAUUUGAAAAUAUCGUCAGGAUGCCUGAAAAACGACGGCAAACAGCGAUUGAUUGACAGCAUACUCGACACUCUGCAUCUCAAGUUCACCAAACUGACACGCUGCGCAAAUCUCUCCGGUGGACAGAAGAAGCGACUAUCAAUCGCACUGGAGCUUAUCGAUAAUCCGCCGGUUCUCUUCCUGGACGAACCAACGACUGGCCUGGAUAGUUCCUCGUCGCUCUACACCAUCAAACUGCUGCAGGGGCUGGCCCGGGAAGGCCGGACAAUAGUUUGCACCAUCCAUCAACCAUCUGCCACCGUGUUCGAGAUGUUCGAUCAUGUGUACGUGCUGGCCGAAGGACACUGCGUCUAUCAGGGUUCGGCGCUGAACACGGUUCCAUAUUUGAGCUCCGUUGGAUUGCAGUGCCCCCAGUACCACAACGCCGCAGAUUACCUGCUCGAGGUGGCGAACAAAGAGUAUGGCAAUUUCAUUAACGUCCUCUCGAAAGCGGCCAUCGAUUGCCACUGGCGGAAGCCGGACUCCUGCAUCGGAACGGUCACGCUGCCCCAUUAUCUGACGUAUGACAAAAAUCACAAUGCCGGUGCCACGGUCUAUCACGACGCGACCGAUGACGUGUGCAGCAGCACCGAAAAACAACAGCAGAACCAGUCACCGCUCCGAAGGCCAUCCGAAUUCACCAAACUGUUGAUUCUGAUGAGGAGAUGCAACAUCCAGCUGUACCGCGAUUGGACCGUAACUCACCUGAAACUAUUUUUCCACGUCGUAUGCGCCGUCGUCGUAGGGUUGAUGUUUGGUGAUUCAGGUGUCAAUGGUACGAAAAGCGUUUCCAAUAUCGCAUCCUUUUUGGUGCACAUACUCUACCUCUGGUACACGACGCUGAUGCCCGGAGUGCUGAAAUUUCCGUCGGAGAUCAAGAUUCUGAAGAAGGAAUCGUUCAACAAUUGGUACAAAAUUCGGACAUAUUUCGUCGCAACGAUGUUAACUUCACUACCGGUUCAGAUUUUCUUCUCGAUAGUAUACAGUACGAUAGUGUUCAGCCUAACUUCGCAGCCACUCGAGUGCGAUCGGUACAUGAUGUUCCUAGCGGCACUGAUACUGACCACUAUCGUUGCCGAUGGUUACGGCGUAUUCCUGGGAACGUUCCUUAAUCAAAUUAAUGGUACCUUCAUUGGGGCUAUCACGACUUGCUACAUGCUGGUGUUUUGCGGUUUUCUCAUUAUGUUUAAUCACAUGUCCGAACUGAUGAAGGCAUUUAGCUAUCUGUCAACCUUGAGGUACAGCCUGGAAGCGUUGGUUCUCGCCAUAUACGAUAACGGCCGGACCAACAUGGUAUGUCCGGAGGAAGAGCUGUACUGUCACUACGUGAAGGCGUCGACAGUUUUAAAAGAUCUCGGUAUGACACCCCAGAACUAUAUCUUCAAUGUCGUUAUGCUGGUCGUGCAGUUUAUUGCUAUCAAAGUAGUAGGAUUCUGGUCGUUGCAGAGAAAGCUGCGAGGUGGUUGAUUGCACCGUACCGUUGAAUGCUAAAAUCUUGCCAAUCACAUUAGAUAAGAGACAUUUUUUGUACAGUUUUCUACGUAUUUUUAUGCUGCAGCAAGGAGGUUUUGGCCAGCGAAAAUGCAGAAAUAGCAAACGGCACAAACUGUAAGGUAUUUCAGUGAACAUUAACACUUAGAGAAUAAGCAUAUUUGGACGCAGUUGGCAGUACAUUCCAAUAAAAAUGAAACAGUACAAGGAACACCGUUGUGACAAAAUGAAAACAAGUGCACUUACUUAUUUUUAGUAAAUUAUGAAUAGCUUUAAACUGAGAAUGUGAUAACUGAAGUUGAAUGUACUUUACAAGCAUUGAGAUAGAAAUAUACACACCCAUUUUUGCA